ACCAUCCGCCUCACCGCCGCUGCAGCAGCAGCGCAACAGGGCAAUUGAUGUUGGGAAUUGGAGAAAGUGGGCAGUCUGAGUCGUGGUGAUUCCUUGGUUUCUUCUGCAACCAUAAUCAUAUGCCAAUGGCUUCAACUGUACUGGAUGUUGUCGGUCUUGUUGAUAUUCUUGCUCUCGUCGCGAUCGUUGCUUUGCGCAAGGCCGCGCAGAGGUGCAAAGGGUCGCAGUUUUGGUUUCGCACCAUGCUCCCACACUACAAAAAUCCCUGAGCUGGCGGCAUCAAGCGGUGACACUUCUUCAAGGCCUGGACGCCAAUUCGACUUUUUUUCUGCGAUGGUUGAUGAUUCAAUGCACAGCAAGGGGAGGGAUCAUUUGGCAGGGACGGCUGGUCGCAGGGCACUCUUUAAGGGCGGGUCUGCCGGCUUACACCCCGGACAAGGGCGUUUGCUGGUUCAAUUUCUUCGACCUGGAACACUCAUCCAUGCACCGAUCAUUGAACCAAACCAAAUUCUUGGAAGAUGUUGUCCAUCAGACGUCAUAAAGCACCCUAGGCAACAAUCCGUACAUAAUUACAGAUCAACCCUAUAGCCAACCUAACUUACCUACCCAAGGUACAGCAUGGAGUGGUUGUCAGCCACUGCCCCCAUAAGGUAUCUAAGCCUAUCUGUGAUGGCUCAGGCGUCAACUUUCAAGCCAUCUCACACACAAGGGAACCAAGCGAUCCCGAUAGGAUGGAUCGGACAGGGCCUCCACC
Messenger RNA from Phialemonium atrogriseum, 754 nucleotides. RefSeq lists its product as uncharacterized. Bases 145 to 588 code for a protein of 147 amino acids. The transcript has 2 exons. The record is from RefSeq and is a predicted model, not a curated record. NCBI's taxonomy places the organism in Eukaryota, Fungi, Ascomycota, Sordariomycetes, Cephalothecales, Cephalothecaceae.